AUUUUGGACUGUGGGAGGACGCCGGUGUACAACCAAACAUUAAAUAAUAAAUAUAAAUAACCACGUUACAUACCCUGAGCUGCACCAUUAGUGUUAGUCCGCGGACUGUCUGAAUGUUAUGGAUGUGUAGGUGGGGUUCCAGGCGUGUUCAGUCUGUUCCUGUUCUCUGGACUCUGACCCGGCUGCAGGGAGAACUUUGAAAUCUGGUGCCACUGUCAGUAUUGAGAAAAGCCAUGAGAAACCGGUCCGGUUCACCCCCAGUGCACGUGCACGUCAGUGAUGCCACUCCGGUCCACGUUCACAUUAAGAGCCAGCGGACGAGUCCUGGCAGGACGCCUCAGGGGAAGAUCAACAUGGACAAAUCGACACUUCGUCCCACAGCGAAGGUCAAAACUCGAGUGCCUUGGAUCCCACCGGGAAAGGCUUCCUACAAGUGGGAGGGACCGACUCAUUGCCUGGAGAUCACACCACCGCUCCCAGAACCAGAACCAGAACCUGAGCGCUCCCAGUCGGUGCUGCGACUGUCAGAUCUCACGUCAGAGGAAGAGGAAGGUCUACAGGGCCGGAUCAGCCAGUAUGAGAGGAAGAUCGAGAGUUUAAUGACUGAAGUCAGUUCUCUGACGACUGAGGUGGAACUGCGUAAGAAGGAACAGCUUCUGGAGCGUCAGUCGGAGCAGCUGAACGUCUCCAAACGUGUGAUCGCUGAGCAGGAGGAGGAGCUGGCCGAGGUCACCCAGGAGCUUCAGGAGACGGAGAGGCAGAACAGCCGUCUGCGUCAGUCCAUGGAGAAGAUGCUGGAGGAGAGCGAGCACAACAAACUGGACGGUUUUCCUCUGGAUAAGGAUGUUCUGCUCCGGAGGCUGUGGGAAGCUGAAGCUGAGGGAGAUGCAGCUGCUCAGCAGGUUUCUGCUCUGAAAGAAGCUAUUUCCAAACUGUGCAGCACGGGUAGAAAUAGGCUGUCGUCUUCAUUUUUAUCCCAGCAGAAGGAUCUGCUGCUGAAGAAACUGGAGACAUUCGAGGCCACGAACCGAACUCUGCGGCAGCUUCUCAGAGAGCAGCAGGACGCUCAGAUGGAGUCCAUCGGACUGUCGGAGCAGAAAAAGGCUUUACUGAAGAAGCUCGCUGACACCGAGGCAGAGAACGUUCACCUUGUUGAGAAGCUUCAGAAGAAAGACGGAGAGCUUCAUCAACUCUCCAACCUGCUGGGAUCUGAGAAGGAAAAAGCUAAGAGCUCAGCAGACAUCUCCAGGACUCUGGAGUCGACCAGAGCUCAUCUACAGGGACAGUUACGGUCCAAAGAAGCUGAGAACAACCGGCUCAGCGUGCAGAUAAAGAACCUGGAGCGGGCAGCCAAUCAGCAGAGGGCAGAGAUAGAUCAUGUGACGGACCAGCUGAACAGACUAAAGAAGGAGGCGCUGGACGACCGGGAGGCUCUGAAACGAGCCACGAGAGCUCAGAAACAGCGAGCGGAGCGCAGUGAGGACGCUGCUGGACAGCUGAGCCAUCAACUGCUGCAGAUGCAGGAGAAGCAGGUAGCUGAAGCUCUGUCAACAGCUGAAGUCUGGCAGCGUCGACAUGUAGAGGAAGCAAAGGAGAAGAGUCAGCUGGAGAUGGAGCUGUCUCUGCUGAACAGCCGGAUAUCGGAGCUGACCGAGCAGCUGCAGAGCGUGCAGGAUGAAGGUCGGUCGGACAGGGAGGCGCUGCUGGAUCGCCUGCGUGGAGUGUCUGCAGAGAACAUGGCUGCCAAACUGGAAAACCAGACCCUGAAGGCUGCAGCAUCUGCAGUGGAGGAGAAGCUGAGCUUGUCUCAGUCAGAGCUCCAGCAGAUCAAAGCCUCCAUCAGACAGUAUGAGACUCUGCUGGACAGCUAUAAGAUCCAGGUUGGGAAAACCCGGGCCGAGGCCGAUCAGUACUGUUCCCAGGUGGCCCAGGCAGAACACGAGGCCCAGCUGGUGAGGGAGGAGCUGGAGAAGGAGAUUGAGGCGGUGCGCAGGGAGCUCCUGGGUCGGCUUUCGGAGCUGGAGGCUCUUCCAGAGGCCUUGCGGCGCUGCCAGCUGCAGCUGCAGGAAGCUCAGGAUCAGGAACGCAGCCAGGAGAGACAAAACGUGGAGCUCAGCACCAACCUGACGGAGCUCCGUCUAAAGAUGGAGUCCCAGGGACACCAAGUGGAUCUUCUGAGACAGAAGAACAAUGUGCUGAUGGAGGAGAACCGACAGCUUCAGCUGAGAGUCAAGUCUUUCGAGAGGAAACUGGAGGAGGUUUCCAGUCAGAACACUGACCUUCUAACAGUCAUCUCCAAACGGGAUAAGACUAUCCACAGCAAUCAGCUCUCCCUGGAAGAGAAGACGAGAGAAUGUUCCCUGCUGAGUCGGAAGCUGGAGGAGGCUCUGGACGAUGCUCGCCAGCAGAUCUCAGAGACCAGAGAACGUGCUGCCACCAAAGAACGCUCCAACCAGUCCAUGAUUGUGGAACUGGAGACCCAGCUGAGCCGGACCGCCUCAGAAAUGGAUCAGCUGAGGCGCAGGAAAGAGGAGGUGGAGAGGCGGUAUCAGAGCCGGCUGCAGGACCUGAAGGACCGCCUGGAGCAGUCAGACAGCACCAACCGAAGCCUGCAGAACUACGUGCAGUUUCUCAAAGCGUCCUACACCAAUGUGUUCAGUGACGUGGCCCUCGGUGGGUCCCUGCGGGCCCCCUCACCCAUCUGACUGCCUGAAUAAAAAACAGAUUUGUUUCAUUUUGGUAUUCUGCAGCUUCGCAUCUUAGAACGUGUCACCAUGGCAACGGAUGCUGGAAACCAAAUGUAUCAUCGCCACCAACAUGUGUCCGAUGGUUUCUGUUCAUUCGUCACCACAUCCAUCUUAAAAACACUACAUCUACAUUUACUGAGGCUGGCUGAAUAUUUCCAGCGAGCCAACAGACUGGUUUCACUGGUUAUUGGUUGCGCGAGACAGCCAGGCUGUGAUUGGUCGUCUGCUGCCUGUUUCACAGGGACUCUGGGUUGACUGAUACAGAGGGUGACCAGAAGACCUCCUGGAUGUGUUGAAGCUCCUUCCUCUUGAAUGAAUCAAACCUCAAGCACCAUCCAUCCAUCAUCCAUCCAUCAUCCAUCCAUCCAUCAUCCAUCCAUCCAUCCAUCAUCCAUCCAUCAUCCAUCCAUCAUCCAUCCAUCA
Molecule: messenger RNA, 3170 nt
Organism: Girardinichthys multiradiatus
Lineage: Eukaryota; Metazoa; Chordata; Actinopteri; Cyprinodontiformes; Goodeidae
Gene: odf2a
Product: outer dense fiber of sperm tails 2a
Exons: 19
Coding region: 234-2705 (823 amino acids)
Biological process (GO): regulation of cilium assembly
Cellular component (GO): centrosome
Source: RefSeq, a predicted model, not a curated record